CCAGCGCGGGUAUCGGCGCGGUGUGCGGGGUGUACCCCGGGGCGGGGCGGAGCGGAGCGGAGCGGCCCCCCCUUCGGGCCGGGCCCGGCCCGCGCCUGCGAGGGGCGAUCCGCAGUUGGAGAACGCUGGAAGGACAUUUGUCCCGCGGGCAGGGCUGGCAGCUAAAAGCACAUCCUUGCGAUGUGCGGGCAGUGGUGUCCCGUCCUGCGCACGGGGAUCCCGAGGGGCGUGCAGGAGUUGCCCAGUCCUAGACACUGCACAGCCUCAGGUCAGCAGGCACGGGUGGCCGAGGCAGGAGAGCCCGUUCUGACUUCACCACAUGUACUUUCCUUGUUUAACUUCCCUUGGGGUCAGCUGGUCAGCAACAUGUCUUCUACCGAAAACACCUCAAGACUUUUCCUGGUCCUUGUUACAUUGCUGCUGGUGCUGCCAGGAGUUGAAGCCAUGGACGCAGGAGAUACAAUCGCCUUCCUACUGGGCCUCGCUGUCAGUAUCAUUGGAUUCUGUGCCUGCCUUGGCUUGUAUGCAAGGAAAAGGAACGGACUGCAAUGAUUUUCAAGAAGAUGAUCAGAUGAAGUGAUUUUCCAAACAUGGCUUGGGGUUGAGGUUUCCUGUGUUCUGAAUAACUUUCAAAAAUCAUGUAGUAGAUAAUGCUGCUGUGCAAUAGAGCAGAAGCAAGACUGUAUGCAGUAAAAGGGAUUUGUAGGGUCUGUCCUCAUGAUGUUGAAAUGAUUUUAUAUCGCUGUGAUUAAUUGUUGCCUUAGAGAAAGGAAAAACCUUUUUGAAUGGGGAAAGAACCCCAUAGAGUGGUUCAGAGUAUAUUUUAAUAAAUGGAACAUGUUAGGCAGACCACCACCAAGUUCUACAAUUUUGGUUUCAAGGGUUAAUCAGGAAGAAGCAGCUAUUAAUCUUCCAGUCAGGAUGACAGAGCUUUGGAAGUACUCCUAACUAGAUAGCUAGCGAGCAGACUGCUUUGACUUGUGUGCAUGUGCUCACAUUCUUUAUAAUGACAGUUAACACCUAACAGCUCACUUCUGCUGUCACAGGGAUGAGAACUAAGAAAACAUGGCAAUUCUUUUUUUCUUUUGUAUCUUUAUGUUAGAUUGUGCUACCUCUGUAGCCUGUGUUCUUGUUACCAAGUAGAUGCACUUAAGAAUGGGACCGCUGUUUUUCUUUUAACAUGUAUUUCACAAAAACUAUUUGUAAGGCUACGUAAAUAAGAUUAGGGAUAUGGGUUUUGUCUCCUCUUUUUAAUUUUUGUUUUUAUUCAGCUUUCCUUUAGGUACACCAGGUUCAAUGCUUAUUUAAUAUGGUGUUUGUAUUUUUUCCCCAAAACUGAAGAUUUGCCUAUUUUAAUUAGGAAUUAUGUGUAGUAUUUCUGCAUUAGGGAGUUAUUAGAAUUGUAACAGGAUGGUUGUACCUGUUUCUUUUGCAAUAUGGAAAGAACAUGUUUUGUUAAAAUCCUUGGUUUUAGUCAGCAGGUCCAUUGUUCUCAAGUGUCUUACUCAUGACAAACUUGUGUUGCUAUCUAAAUAUUUAGGCUUCUUACCUGAUGGAUGUGAAUUCCAUGGAAGAUGGGGACCAAAACCAAAGUAAAAACUCCUGAUCCAAAAUGUGAGAUGUAAAUAGUCUUAUUCUAUUCAUGCUCAGUCAGAUUGUAUGGUAUAUGGUUGAAAGACUCAGUAGCAUAUCCAGGACCUGUUUCUUUGAGUACCAAAGGUGAAAUGGCACAGCCAGGAAUGUCUGCCACAAGUCCUCUGGCUUGUUCAGGUGUUGUAAGCUGUCCACUUGAGACAAGGAGCACAGUCCAUAACAGCAGCAGAAUUAGGAGCAUAGAAGGUGAGUUCUCCACAGUUCACAGAAUUCCCCUCUGAUCUUAUGCUGUGGACACUGCUGCUCUUGCUAGAAAUCUCAGCUUUUAUCUUUCAGAGCUAGAGAAAAAGGUUAAAUGUGAUGCAGAGUUAUAUAUUUUGAUACUAUUCCCUCUGUUCUUCUGUGAGUGUCUCUGUUCAGUAGAGCACAAAGUAAUGGCUGGAAGAGUUGUCAGACAGGUCUUAUAUAAGUAAUUGGGUGGGCAGAUCAUGUUUUCCAAAUUCCAAAAUUUCUGUAUUCUGUAUGCCAUUUGUAGCUGGUUUGACUUCUUUCUCCAGCCUCUGAGGAGACAGAAGCCCUGGUAAUUUCAGUCUUGCAAUUUAUGUCCUUCUCUCAUGGUUGAUAGUGGGAGGAAGGUAAAAUGAAAGCUUCCAAAAUUGCCUGGGGUUGAAACUAUAGGACUCAACCCAGAAAGCCACAAGAAUGUAGAUACCUGCUCUCAAGUUAUGGGAAUAAUAAUGGUCACAAAGUGAUCAGAUGCAAGUCUUGCAAGGAAGCUGUUCUCGAACCCUUUUUGUAAGCUUCCAAAAAUCAGAACGGGACAAUUAUGAUGUAUAAAUGAAAUUUACAUCCCAAGGAGGAGCUUCAGUAGUAGCGUCACCUUUGAAGGCUGCCCAGCGGCAGUAGAUGAGCCUGUAUGUGAUUGUUCAGCUGGGUGGAUGCGAGCAUAUACAUCAAGUGUGAUCCUACAUGUUCCAGCUUGGUGAAACCAUUACCCUUAAAAAAAAAAACAACAAAAAACAAAACCACCCAACUGAGUUAACUUUGUAUUUCCCAAAAUUCAAGUAGUUUGUCAGUUUUUCAGUAGAAUAUUAAACAUUGCUCUUUCCAUAGAAUAAAUUUUACCACAAGCAACUUUUCACAAACUCCUGUAUCUUCACUUUGGAAAAGAUCCCAGGCAAUAGUAUCACAGAAUUGUGCAACAAUUUUACUGCAAAUGAAUAAAAUUUUAGCAGUGAUUAGCAUCAGGCAAUAGGGAUAUGAGGAACUGUGUUCUUUGCUGGGAGCCGUAUGUACUUUGUUGACAGGUGUUUGCGCAGCCUAAUGCUGUUGGUUCCUGCUGUUAUUGUUAAAGACUUGCAUUUCUCAGUGACUUAAGUGUAAAAUUGGGUACCCCUAUUUUUCUUCUGUCUUAAUAAACUUUCACAUAAGACUUGUAAA
Molecule: messenger RNA, 3033 nt
Organism: Columba livia (rock pigeon)
Lineage: Eukaryota; Metazoa; Chordata; Aves; Columbiformes; Columbidae
Gene: SMIM30
Product: small integral membrane protein 30
Exons: 2
Coding region: 181-552 (123 amino acids)
Source: RefSeq, a predicted model, not a curated record